AGCAAAGCAAAAGCGCACGGCAAAAAAGGCGGCUAAUCAGUGCCCACGAGCACACCUCCUACGUUGCGAUUGUUGCAAAAUAGUCACACCACAAGACUGCGCCCCCUUCGCAACCGAACAGCGCGUCGCGACCCCUUUCACUACACCGCACACACUGCGGCUGCACAGCCUCAACAGCUUGGCACCAGCACCAUGGUAGCAACCCGCCGCUCCCUGUCGCCGGCGCCGAAGCGCGCCGCCAGCCCGGCGCGCAAGCCCGCGGCACGCGCCAAGUCGCCGGCGCGCAAGAAGAAGGCCAAGGCGGGACCAUUCAUCUUGCUCGACCCGAAGCGCAUGCCAUUCUGGCUCUACGCGCCAAACCUGCUGGGCUAUAUUCGCGUCGCGACGUUAGUUUAUGCUAUGUACGAGAGCGACCCGGGGUCCAGUAUGGCCGCGACGUGCCUCGCCCUGUCCUUAGCCAUCGACUACGUCGACGGGCCCUGCGCGCGGCGCUUCGACAUGUGCACGAAGUUCGGCGACUUGUUGGACCACGUCUGCGACCACGUGACGAUGCUCUGGCUCGUGCACUGCACGACGGCCUCCGACAUCGAUAGGGCCGUGAACGCUUUACAUUGUGGCGUCGCGCUGGCCUACAUGGCCUACACGGGCCACUACUUCAAGCACGCCUCCACCUCGAACGUCGUCACAGCAAUCGUCGAGGCGAACAACUACUUCAACAUGCCCUCGAUCCUCUGGAACGCGAACACGUGCGUCGUGCCGCUCGUCAAGAUGUCGUACCACGCGUCCUACGGUAUUGGGUUGAAGGACUCGACGCCGCUGCUCGACGUCGUCAAUUACAUGGGCCUCCUCGUGACGGCCGCGUACACGGUCGCGUGCGUGCACGGCGCGGCGCAGCAAUAGGCCCGGGGGCGUAAGGCUCGACUCCUCG
Pelagomonas calceolata is the source of this 928-nucleotide messenger RNA. The record is from the annotation of a GenBank genome assembly. Lineage: Eukaryota; Pelagophyceae; Pelagomonadales; Pelagomonadaceae.